Octodon degus (degu) is the source of this 4920-nucleotide messenger RNA. It is a transcript of the gene Insr, whose product is annotated as insulin receptor. Gene Ontology annotation, molecular function: phosphatidylinositol 3-kinase binding; ATP binding; insulin receptor activity. The transcript is spliced from 22 exons. The record is from RefSeq and is a predicted model, not a curated record. Lineage: Eukaryota; Metazoa; Chordata; Mammalia; Rodentia; Octodontidae. Gene Ontology annotation, biological process: glucose homeostasis; positive regulation of kinase activity; positive regulation of MAPK cascade. The coding region runs from base 460 to 4596 and encodes 1378 amino acids. Gene Ontology annotation, cellular component: axon; insulin receptor complex; membrane.
UUUCGCGCGGCCCGCACGGGGCCCAGCUGACGGCCGCGUUGUUUACGGGCCCGAGCAGUCCUGGCUCCCGCCGCCCAGGUGCCCGCCCGCGCGUCCCUCUGUCCGCGCGUCCGCCCGUCCCGCAGUCCGCAGAUCGCGGCCCGGAGCGCGAGGGGCCGAGCGCCAGGAGCCAGGGACGCGGCGCGGAGCUUCGGGCCCUGAGAUCGCAGGCCGGGCCGGGCCGCGGUGGCCGGGAGGGGGUCGGGGCCGCCCGCGCCGCGCCUUGCCUUCGCGUUCCAGGCGGCGAGGCUGCGCCUUCCCCGGCGGUCCCCAGGCCUCUCCGGUGCGCGCUGAGGCCGGGUGUGGGACGGAGAGAAGGGCCCGCGGCUCCGGAGCCUCCCGGGUGGCCGCCUCAGAUGAUGCCCCCCGCGGGCCGGCUCCGCGCGCUCUGAUCGGCGGGGACCCCGCGCUCCGGGAGCCAUGGGCGCGCGGGGGGCGGCGGCCGCGCCGCUGCUGGUGGCCCUGGCCGCGCUGCUGGUGGGCGUCACGGGCCACUUGUACCUCGGAGAGGUGUGUCCUGGCAUGGACAUCCGCAACAACCUCACCAGGAUGCACGAACUAGAGAACUGCUCUGUCAUCGAAGGACAUUUGCAGAUCCUCCUGAUGUUCAAGACGAGGCCGGAAGACUUCCGCGACCUCAGUUUCCCCAAACUUGUCAUGAUCACCGAUUACUUGCUGCUCUUCCGGGUCUACGGGCUUGAGAGCCUGAAGGACCUGUUCCCUAACCUUACGGUCAUCCGUGGCUCCCGCCUCUUCUUCAACUACGCGUUGGUCAUCUUCGAGAUGGUCCACCUCAAGGAGCUGGGGCUGCACAGCCUCAUGAACAUCACCCGGGGCUCCGUGCGCAUCGAGAAGAACAACGAACUGUGCUACUUGGCCACCAUCGACUGGUCCCGGAUCCUCGACUCCGUGGAGGAUAACUACAUCGUGCGGAACAAAGAUGACAACGAGGAGUGUGGGGACAUCUGUCCGGGCACGGCGAAGGGCAAGACCAGUUGUCCUGCGACAGUCAUCAACGGCCAAUUCAUAGAGCGGUGCUGGACCCACAGUCACUGUCAGAAAGUCUGCCCGACCGCCUGCAAGUCCCACGGCUGCACCACUGAAGGCCUCUGCUGUCACAGCGAGUGCCUGGGCGACUGCUCCGAGCCCGACGACCCCACCAAGUGCGUGGCCUGUCGCAACUUCUACCUGGAUGGCAGGUGUGUGGCCACCUGCCCGCCUCCCUACUACCACUUCCAGGACUGGCGCUGCGUGAACUUCAGCUUCUGCCUAGACCUGCACAAUAAAUGCAAGAACUCACGCAGGCAGGGCUGCCACCAGUACGUCAUUCACAACAACAGGUGCAUCCCCGAGUGUCCCUCUGGGUACACAAUGAAUUCCAGCAACUUGAUGUGUACCCCAUGCCUGGGCCCCUGCCCCAAGGUCUGUCACCUGGAAGUCGAGAAGACCAUUGACUCUGUCACCUCGGCCCAGGAGCUCCGCGGUUGCACUGUGAUCAAUGGGAGCCUCGUCAUCAACAUCCGGGGAGGCAACAACCUGGCAGCAGAGCUGGAGGCCAACCUGGGCCUCAUUGAAGAGAUUUCAGGCUAUCUAAAAAUCCGCCGGUCCUACGCACUGGUGUCCCUCUCCUUCUUCCGGAAGUUACGCUUGAUUCGAGGGGAGAUCUUGGAAAUGGGGAACUACUCAUUCUACGCACUGGACAACCAGAACCUGAGGCAGCUGUGGGACUGGGACAAACACAACCUCACCAUCACUCGGGGCAAGCUCUUCUUCCACUAUAACCCCAAGCUCUGCCUGUCAGAGAUUCACAAGAUGGAAGAGGCCUCGGGGACCAAGGGGCGCCAGGAGAGGAACGACAUCGCCCUGAAGACCAACGGGGACCAGGCAUCCUGCGAAAAUGAAUUACUUAGGUUUUCUAGCGUUCGGACAUCUUUCGACAAGAUCAUACUGCGGUGGGAGCCCUAUUGGCCACCUGACUUCAGGGACCUUCUCGGAUUCAUGCUUUUCUACAAGGAGGCCCCUUACAAGAAUGUGACCGAGUUCGACGGGCAGGAUGCGUGUGGCUCCAACAGCUGGACGGUGGUGGACAUUGACCCGCCAACAAGGACCGCAGACCCGAAGCUGCACUCGCAUCCCGGGUGGCUGAUGAGGGGGCUCAAGCCCUUUACCCAGUACGCCAUCUUUGUCAAGACACUAGUCACUUUUUCCGACGAACGCCGGACCUACGGGGCCAAGAGCAACAUCAUCUAUGUGACUACGAAUGCCACCAACCCGUCUGUCCCCCUGGACCCCCUCUCCGUGUCUAACUCCUCAUCGCAGAUCAUCUUGAAGUGGAAACCUCCCUCGGACCCCAACGGCAACAUCACGCACUACCUGGUCUAUUGGCAGAGGCAGGAGGAAGAUAGUGAGCUGUAUGAGCUGGAUUAUUGCCUCAAAGGGCUCAAGCUGCCCUCCCGGGCCUGGUCGCCCCCGUUCGAGUCUGAGGACGCCCAGAAACAUAACAGGAGCGAAUACGAGGAGGCGUCGGGCGAGUGCUGCUCCUGCCCCAAAACUGACUCUCAGAUCCUGAAGGAGCUGGAGGAGUCCUCAUUCAGGAAGACCUUCGAGGACUACCUGCACAACGUGGUCUUCGUGCCGAGAGAACCCGCUGCAGUCAGUGGUGCCCAGGACGCUAGGCCCUCUCGGAAACGCAGGUCCCUCGGUGAGGUGGCGAAUGCAACCAUGGUGGUGCCCACUGCGCCAAGCUUCCCAAGCAACUCCUCCCCUAGUGUGCCUGCCAGCCAGAACGAGACCAGGCCCUUCGAGAAGGUGGUGAACAAGGAGUCGCUGGUCAUCUCGGGCCUGCGACACUUCACCGGCUAUCGCAUUGAGCUGCAGGCCUGCAACCAGGAUGCUCCGGAGGAGAGGUGCAGCGUUGCCGCCUACGUCAGUGCCCGGACCAUGCCUGAAGCCAAGGCGGAUGACAUCGUGGGCCCCGUGACCCACGAAAUCUUCGACAACAACGUUGUUCACUUGAUGUGGCAAGAACCAAAGGAACCCAAUGGCCUCAUUGUGCUGUAUGAAGUGAGCUAUCGUCGGUAUGCGGAAGAGGAGCUGCACCUGUGCGUCUCCCGGAAGCACUACGCCUUGGAGGGGGGCUGCAGGCUCCGCGGGCUGCAGCCGGGCAACUACAGUGUGCGGAUCCGGGCCACCUCCCUGGCCGGAAACGGCUCCUGGACAGAAGCCACCUAUUUCUAUGUGACAAAUUAUUCAGAUGUCUCCUCGAAUAUUGCCAAGAUGAUCAUCGGCCCUCUCAUUUUCGUCUUUCUCUUCAGCAUCGUGAUUGGGAGCAUUUAUCUAUUCCUCAGAAAGCGACAGCCAGAUGGGCCGUUGGGACCGCUGUAUGCUUCCUCAAACCCUGAGUACCUCAGCGCCAGCGACGUAUUUCCAUGUUCUGUGUAUGUGCCGGACGAGUGGGAGGUGCCUCGGGAGAAGAUCAGCCUCCUGCGAGAGCUGGGGCAGGGCUCCUUCGGCAUGGUGUACGAGGGUAAUGCCAAGGACAUCAUCAAGGGUGAGGCUGAGACUCGCGUGGCUGUGAAGACCGUCAACGAGUCGGCCAGCCUCCGAGAGAGAAUCGAGUUCCUCAACGAGGCCUCAGUCAUGAAGGGCUUCACAUGUCAUCACGUGGUCCGCCUCUUGGGGGUGGUGUCCAAGGGCCAGCCGACGCUGGUGGUCAUGGAGCUGAUGGCCCAUGGAGACCUGAAGAGCUACCUCCGCUCCUUGCGGCCAGAGUCUGAGAAUAACCCCGGGCGUCCACCCCCUUCCCUGCAAGAGAUGAUUCAGAUGGCGGCAGAAAUUGCCGAUGGGAUGGCGUACCUGAACGCCAAGAAGUUUGUACACCGGGACUUGGCAGCUCGGAACUGCAUGGUCGCCCAUGAUUUUACUGUCAAGAUUGGAGACUUUGGGAUGACGAGAGACAUCUACGAGACAGAUUACUACAGGAAGGGAGGCAAAGGCCUGCUGCCUGUGCGGUGGAUGGCGCCCGAGUCCCUCAAGGAUGGAGUCUUCACCACUUCUUCAGACAUGUGGUCCUUUGGCGUGGUCCUCUGGGAAAUCACCAGCCUGGCGGAGCAGCCUUACCAAGGCCUGUCCAACGAGCAGGUGCUGAAAUUUGUCAUGGACGGAGGGUACCUGGACCAGCCCGACAAUUGUCCAGAGAGAGUCACUGACCUGAUGCGCAUGUGCUGGCAGUUCAACCCUAAGAUGCGGCCGACCUUCUUGGACAUCGUCAACCUACUGAAGGACGACCUUCACCCCAGCUUCCCAGAAGUCUCCUUCUUCCACAGCGAGGAGAACAAGGCUCCUGAGAGCGAGGAGCUAGAGCUGGAGUUCGAGGACAUGGAGAAUGUCCCCUUGGACCGGUCCUCACACUGUCAGCGGGAGGAGGCGGGGGGCCGGGAGGGAGGGUCCUCGCUGGUCAUCAAGCGCAGCUACGAAGAGCACAUCCCCUAUACGCACAUGAACGGAGGCAAGAAGAACGGGCGGAUCCUGCCCCUGCCGCGGUCGAGCCCGUCCUAACAGCGCCCGCCUGGGGGAGGGCUUCCCGUGCUUUUCCCCUUCCCCCUGGUUUGAACACCUCCAGAAAACUCAGGAUUCUCGCGACUCUACCCUGAUAUCAAACGGAGCUCAGAUUGUUCCUGGACAUUUCUGUUUCUCCUUUGACAUGAAGCAUAGGGGUGCGACUGCCGACUCAGCUCGUCAGAGGACUUAUCUGUGAACCUAGAGGGGAAGGGGUUUCCAUGGCUGCUGCCUUUUUUGGCUUACACAGUUUCAAACAAGGACUCUUUUUCUGAUUUUUUUUUUUUUUGUUUGUUUUGUUUUUUUUAGGAGAUUGGAAAAAAA